AUGUAUCUCGUCCAAGUUGGCCUCUGCCUCUGGCUCAUCUCCCAAAGAUGUUACGCCGGGUUAACCAAAGAUAUCGAACAGACCAAAAUUCUCGACGAUGGUCUUGAGCUCAGUAACCGCGAGCUGACUCAAGGCGAACGAGACUUUGCAAUGUUUCCCGAACUUUCUUCAAAAGAUUCAUUCCCUGAUCAUGGCGAUACAGAAAGAUCGAAAGAAGAAAGCACUGACGUCAGCCCUGCGAGUUCAGCUGAAGGAGACGUGCCGACUGGAUCUCAAGCACGCCUUUCAUCAGCUAUUGAUAGUGACAGAUCUUCAGAAGAUGGACCGAUCUCUGCGAUAUCAAAGGGAAAGCAGCAUGCUCAUUCGGUGCCGCUAUACGAACAAUACAUCUCAUCCUACGGUGGAUCCGCCCGUCGGGAUUUUCAAGGCCAGCUCAGCCAUUAUCAAGGAAAUCCUAGAUUUGACCCUCAUGCUACAGCUAUGCAUCCCUUUCCGAUCACUAAUCAGUAUUGGGCUUUGGCUCCAAAUGACUUGCCGGGUCCAGACGUGUUGAUCCCGGCGUUUUCAAACGCAGAAGUCGCGGCGAUGCAUUCACCUUUUGGACAAGCUAUGGCGGUGAUGCCCUCGCCCUUGACCCCCGGACUUCUAUCAGAUCACAUCCAGGCGCCUUUGCCAUAUUACAAUACUCAUCUUAUACAUGAAGGGAACCCACAAGAAUUUGUCCCAUCGCAUAUCUCUGAUCCACAAAGCAUUAGACCACCUCGGGAUUCAAACUUCUUCGGCUCCAGAAAGUCCUCCAACAGACCUCCGUAUAAAACCCGAGGUCAAGGACUACCCAGAACUGCCCUGGAUGCCACGAAAUCUCCAGAACAACAAAUCAUUCCUGAGGGCUCCUCCGAACAAAAGAGCGAAGAAUUGAAUAAAGCUUCAGGUUCCAGGAAACAGGUUUGGAAGGAAACUGAUCGGACGAAGCUAGAUCAAACAAAAUCCCCCAUCCCGAGGCCUGAACCUUCGAAAAGCUCAGAAGAAAUUCUCUCCACAGUCUCCUCGCAAUCUAGUAAGAUCGAUGGCUCUAAGUCGUCCGUGGAAAGUAUACCUACAAAUCCCAAUGACUUGGAAUCAAAUCCGGCACCUAUAGAGCGGAGUAAGAUCCUUGAUAAUUCGAAAGGACCGUCCACUUCCACUCCUGUGGAAACAAGUAGGUCUCUGGGCCAACACGUAGAAAGUGUUGAUAAGCAAGUGGCAGAAGUUAAACCUACCACGUCGCGCCUGUGGGCUGAUAUCGUCUCAGAGCCAGAAAAAGAGAAAAAAGUAGCCCAAUCAUUUCCAGAAAAAGGAAAAAAAAUCGUCUCACACCGUAAAGGCAAGCCUUUUGAAAAACAGAAUGUCGAAGUCAAGAAUACUGUUUCCCCACUUGGCUCUGGAAUAAACUCCCGACUCCGCUCUGGGUCAAACACCAAGACUCGCGCAUCCGAAAGUGGUUCGCUUCUCGAUCCCAUCCCCGCACAGCAAGAUUCAGAAUGGACAGAAUACCGACAAAAGAAGGGCCGAAAAGGGAGAUUUCUUGCUCAAAAGCCAGCGUCAAGGGCAGGUGUACACAGUGAAGUAGAUAGGCCAACUCCUUUUGACGUGCCGGACGGGGCAAGUAUUUCGAACGAAGCAGGGCCUCGUUCUCAUACUCAAGAUACUGUAGUAGAUCUGACAGAAUCUCAUUCCCAAGAGGCGACCGAAUCUCCAUCGAAUAAUAUUAAUACACCAUAUAAUGCAAAUCCCGAACCAAAUGAUGAGUCCAGCGGAUCCGGCCUGGGCGCUUCGAAGAUCAAGGCAAUCAUCGCUGACAAGAUUCACAAGCCCCCAACGAAACACAAAGGUAAAUCGCGAAGGCCAAAAACAAAAGCUCAGAUUGGUAAAACCGAAGGCGAGGGUAAACUUGAUGUGCCAAACUCAGAGACCACCGAGCCCCAGAUCACAUCCUUACCCGAAAGCGAAACUGAACUACAACAAAAGAUGGAUACUAUCCUUUCCAAAGUCUUACAGAGGGAUAACAAAAAAGAUCGGACAAAAAUCGUUUUUGAUACUGAGUCCUAUGAAAAACUUUUGUCACUCAAAUCUCCAUCUGGAAACGUUUGGGCUAAUUAUCGCGCUAGAUUCCAAUCUGAAUUCGGAAACUCUUUCGAAACCCAACGAAGAUGGAACGCGUUUGCAGCCCAGAUCGAUCAACACAUGGCUACAAGGAGUUGGAAUGAUCUCGCUUAUAGGACAGCUGAACCUGUUAAAAAACUCGCACUUCAAUUGAAGAUUGAUGAAGAAUGGCCAACAUUCGAUAAGAUUGAUAUGGCGUAUGGGCAAAAAACAAUGGAGAUGCUAGAAGAGUUGACUCCAGAACAUCACUAUGCUUUAUCUCAGCUGUUUGGUGAGAAACUGCUUGGGGUUCGAUUAGCUACUGUUUAUGUUGCAUCGCGCAGAUCUCCGAAGGCAAAGCAAUUCACACAAUCACAACUUGUGGACUUUAUGAAACGAGGCGGGACGGUACCAAUUCUAUAUGAGGUUCAUGAUUGUUUGGAAAUGCAAUCAGCUGAAGUCAAUUGGAGUCAGAUGCAUCCGGAAGAUUUAAGAUCCAGAUUAGAUAGACUUGUCAAAGCAAUGACGGGUAAAAUCUCGAAUGGCGGUCAAUUUUUCGACCUGACGAAACAAAGUUGGACUUUAACUUGGACUCGGGAAUAUCUAUCAAGAUUGAGUGAGACCUCAACAAAGAAUGUAGCAUUCCUGCCUCGUUUGAAAAAAUUCUAUGAAAUUGUAAAUGACAAUUUAGACUCUCGGGACGUUGCAAGUUGGCGGGGGGUGCCGAUAUCUGAAAGGGCGGAUCGACCUGUAUGGCUUCAGGAGCUUCUCACUCCUGGUCAAGUGCUAGCUGGUGCAAAUUUUGAUUUAUCGGUUGAACUGAUUGGAAUGAUGAUAAAUGCAUUGAAGCAAAAUCUAAAUACUAUAUCCCGUCAAAGCUCCUCUGGUGAAAAAGUUAUCUUGUGGCCUGCGAAUGCACCGACUGAAGUAUUGUUUAAAGCUGUACCAUUUGUAGACUUUUUUGAGUUUUGUGGCUUUAGAUUGAAGUUACCUCUCGCGCGAAAAUUUCGUCAACAAUAA
Melampsora larici-populina 98AG31 is the source of this 3141-nucleotide messenger RNA. RefSeq lists its product as hypothetical. Lineage: Eukaryota; Fungi; Basidiomycota; Pucciniomycetes; Pucciniales; Melampsoraceae. The coding region runs from base 1 to 3141 and encodes 1046 amino acids. The record is from RefSeq and is a predicted model, not a curated record. The transcript is spliced from 8 exons.